AUGCAGGAUCUCGGACUUGUGAUUGGGGGGUGGACCGAUGCUAGGUCCUCUGAAGCCGAGGAGGAAGUCAGGAACAUGUUCAAGGCAGCGGGACAUUUGGAUCAGCUCGACACUGUUUCAGGACCCUCGGGCAGGACGAACUUCCUAAGGGUUUCUCUUGUGUUCAAACAGGAUUCCUCUCUUUCCCAGAAACGACAGGUACAGAAAGACAUCCUGGAGCGCCUGAAAGGGCUUAAGUGUACGAGUGGGAUAGAAGUUCUAGAAGGCCAAAACGGGGAAAAGAAGUGGGUACAGCGGGACCGUCCGCUCGAUGAAAGGCUGCGCAUACGUGCUAUUGUGCUAACUAAGAACUUCUACAACAAGAUCCCCCCGUUGCCAGGGAGGCCUCCUCUGCCGGCGCCCGAGCUGGUCUGGAGAGGUCAAGUUUUCCUAGGACAGACGAAGAUGCUCCGUUCCAUGGACGACGGACAUGAACCUGUCCCCACUGACCAGAUAAUCGAAGACAACAGGGGCAACCAUACCAUAUGGUUCCUGUCAUCGCAGGCCUACGAAACCGCGACGGGGAGGCCUAAGGAAACGCUCCAGCAAGCCACUGUGAAAGCCUUCGGCCCGGGGCCCGGAUGCGAGGGCAAGAGUCUCGAUGAUCUUGCCCUGAUAUGGGACUUGGCUGGACUCUCGGGCACGCAGCUCAUAGCCCUACAGGAGCUAGGCGGCUUGCCCUGCAAGUGCGCCACGCAUGACACCAUCCUGCACCACGAAAUUUACCUUGCUGGGCGAAGUUUCACCUUUUUCUAUUGUGACCCUUCUCACUCCUUCCGAGGCAGCGCAAUUGGGCUCCCCACGGAAUGGCUUGGGAGAGUGGAGCGUAAGGCGACUUUCAGUACAGGGUUGGGCCUGGUCCUCAAGCACCAGGGGGUUAGGCAGUUCGUGAUGAGUGCCCACCUUCCCCACGACCUCCGAAAGGACUGUCUUCAUGUCUGGCAAAGUCAGGUAGAAGAAAUUUUGCAGUUUUGUGCGCCACGCCGGUAUCAUGACCUCGUCUGUGUCUGUGCGGAUCUGAAUUAUGACAUUUUGGACAUUGUUUCAGUGGAUGAGCGAGGAGUGCCCUUUGGCCAGCUCCUUCGUGACCUAGGCCUCUCACACAGUACUCCCCAUUCUGCCACUUGGAGAAACUCCAGAGGAUCGGAAUCUCGUCUGGAUUUCCUCUUGUUCUCCCUCCCCUCCAUGGUGAAGUCCGAUGACGGUGUUCACCCUAGGCACGGAUCACUGUGCUGUAAGCAUUUCCUUAAACUCGCCGAGUCCCUUGACCUUUCCAUGAAGGAUCUCAGCAUGGCUGACAUUGAACUUGCCUGCCAGCAGACUUCACGAAGGAUCACCAGCUGCAGGUACAAGGACGGUCCGGAAAUUCUGGACAUGAUUAAGCGACGCAAGGCCCUCAGAGGAGCCGAUGCCAGGACUCUGGCAAAGGAUAUUGCUGAUGCGCGCCGGGAGGCCAAGAGGGUCUGGCUCACGUCCCUACUCGAGCGCGGUGCGGAAGGUGACUUCCGAGCGCUCACCUAUUUCCGUAAGCGCAACUCCGCGGCCUACACACAUGGGUCCUACUGCAUGAGGGCUGGAGGCAGUGUGAAGGCUAUAGCGGACCUCAGAAUGUUCUACCACAAGAAAUUCAUGAGUGCUGACUCCAAUCCGCGGGGUCUAGCCAUGGCCAUCUUCCGACAUCGUGGUGGAGCCAUUACCAAUCCACAGCCCUUCACCUUGCAAGAACUUCAGGACAUUGCUUUCAUGUGCAAGCACAACAAAAGCACGGGGGCUGAUGGGAUCUCUUACGAAGCCGUUCAGCUUCUCUUGCAGACCAGUUUGGGAGCAAAUUUUGAGCUGUUCAAUGACGUCUUGUUGGGGCUGAGACCGGUUCCUGACUCAUGGCUGAGCAACCACGUCACCUUUCUUCCGAAGACGCCAUCUCCCUGCUGUCCGGGCGACCUUCGCCCGAUAGUCCUCUCCCCUACAGUGGCUAAGGUCACGCCAGGGUUAGAUUCCGUGUGUGCCGUCCAACACGCGAUAAAGCUCGCCGAUCAGUAUCGAAAACCAUUGUUUGUGAUCAAACUAGAUAUUUCGGCCGCGUUCGAUUCCCUAUCGCAUGAAGCUUUAGCUGCCUUCCUCAGUCAGGCGACGGGAUGCCGCGAAGCGGAGCUCUUGCUCCAGAUAAUAGUGUCCACAAAGGUGGUGCUGGGGAUGCAAGGCACCUCCUGGGAGCAACCCCUCUCCCAGGGGGUGCUCCAAGGAAGUAGUUAUUCCGCGGAACUCUUCGCACGUUGCGUGGACUUUUAUCUCGCCAAAACGAGCGAGGGAUGGCAGGACCAUGAAGAUACCUGGCUGCGCACGGCUCAGAACCGCAAGCUUUUCCUGACCCCCUUCGCAGAUGACCUGGUGCUUCUUGGGUCCACCAGAGAGCAGGCACAGCGGCUUCUCCGCGAUGCAAAGGUUGGUAUGUCCCAGAGGUUGCGAGUUUUUAAUUGCUUCGUCACGUCCAGGUGGAGGUGGCUUAGUCCGGCCUUUCGGCCUCUGAAGUCUGUUCGUGACUUCUUGAAAACGACUCACACCACUUUUCUCACUUCCAUUACGGGGUUCACGCGCGAUCCAUUUCAGUGCGCGACUGAGUCUUGGACUGCAAGACGGCGGGCGAGCCGCUUGACGGCGCAGCAAGCUGGACACUACAGAUGGGAAGCCACCCAUGCCAAGAGUUUCCUAGCCUACUGGGGCCAUGCUGCCCGUUACGCCAGUGAUGCCUGCGUGCCGGUAGUCCUAGCAUUCCGCAUCCGGGACCCAGAAUGGCUUUUUGCGAAUGCGCACCUUUUCCCAAGAGCUAAACCCGGCAGGUGCCCUGAUAUUAGCCGCUUUCUGCAGUUAGCUUGGGAGGCUUUCUUGCUCAGCAGGGGUGUUCAUGCUGUGACGUCCUGGAUUCAGGGUGCAGCGGACAGAGCGACAUGGAAGGACUUCUCUGUGGCGUGGGCCACGCAACAUGACUGCCUUGAGUCCCAGUUCUAUUCAGGACCCCCUGAGCAGGUCGACCUUUGUGGCAGACAGUUGUUGCAGAACGGGGAUUUCUACUCGCUUCUCCCGAUUAGGCACGUUCCAGUCGAGGCACCCUACUCCACCUCCUUCCUGAGGCUUGACCACGGAACCGAAUCUCAGGCCCUUGAGGAAGUGGCCACGGAGCACCUUUUCCGAGUCUUUUCGGACGGCAGUGCUUCUCAAAACCGAGGCACCCCGGGUUGCGGCGGGGCCGCUGUCGUUUUGCUGCCUCCGUACCAAACCAUAGAGAAUGCGGUGGUGAGCUACUUUAAACUCCCAGCCCCGUGUACCAAUAUCGAGGCCGAGCUGCGAGCUGCUUGUCACGCCAUGCAGAUGAUCGAAACCUUGCUGUCUUUUCACCCGCAACUACAGGUGACCUACUGUAGCGACAGUCAAUACGUGUUGCAACUACUUGACGGGGCAUUCCAGGGGACGCAUCAUGCUUCGGUCACGAACGAACUCCUCUGCAGGUGGAGUAAGAUCUGCUUGCAGGUUGAGGCAUCGCACGUCCGUGCACACAGGGGCAUUUUGCUGAAUGAGGUGGCUGAUCAUUUCGCCAAGAUUGCUGCAGCCCAGGGUCAUUUCGCCAAAACCUACCGCACAUUGUCGUCGUCGCAUGCUCGCAUCACUUCACAGGCUGAUCGUGCCUUUUGCUUGCAGAAUUUUGUGUCGAUACACUUUGUGAUUGCGCAUCCACUCUCACUCCGAUCUCUCUUCGUGAUGGUGGAAGCCUUGACCGCGCUUGGAUUCCUCGUCGGAGUCCUCUGUGGACUCUGCGGUAUGGUCCUCUUUGGGCUUUUGCAGCAGCAGCAGCGAACCCCGCAGACCUUGCCUGCGACGGUCGCCACUACCGAGACGCCGGAGGCGGCAGUUUCCGCGCCUAUGCUGGCUACGACAACGGCCUCACCCUCGCCACCACCAGGGCUUCCGGAUCCGUCCGAUUCGGUGUUACCCGACUUGCUGUGCGACUCGGCUCCGACCAAGCCGACCGACCCUGCUACGGUGAAGGUGGCGAGCCCGCGAGACACCAGUGCUCAGUUGGCUCCGGAUGCAUCUACUACGUCUUGUGCCCCGGUGAGCCCAGCCGUCACCGAGGAUGCCUUCGAGAACCUCAAGCUUUGGAUGGGAAGCGAACUUACCCAACAUGUACUGCAGCCCCUCCGCAAGCUGCAGGCUGGACACAGUGAGAUCUUGAAAAGCUUUCACGAGAUCCUCGAAGACAAAACCAAGAUGGACACCCUCCUGGGCAAGCUUGUGGAGCUCCAAUCCGCCCUGGAGCGCAGCCCGGCGCCACAGGUGGAUGCGCUGCAGUCCAAGGUCGACCGCUUGCAGUCCGACCUGGACAAGGUCGACGAGCUCAGUGAUCUGGCGGGGCGCCGACGCGCCUACCUCGAGACAGCCACGGAUGGUACCCAGGACCAGUUGAGAGGGGUCAUGCGCGAGCUCCAGGCCAUGGCUGCGAGUCUCAAAGACCACCGGCAGGCGAUGAAGGAUGCCACGACGGAGACAUCGCGGCGUCACAUGGAAAUACUCAAAGAACUUUCGACUCUCAGCUCGAAAGUGCACAACGGGUUUGCUGGCCUGUCGGGCAUAGGCAGGUCCGCCAUGGCGGCAGCACAGGAGAGCAAGGACGUGGCCGAAAGGGGCCUCGAGAUCAGCGAGAAGACCUUGGCGGCUGUCAGGAUCGCGGGUCCCAGCCCGUCAGAGACCCCCUUGCUCGAGAAGGUGGGCGACACGCAGACUGUGCUUGAUGAGGUGAAGCACAGUCUCACUGCUUUGGAAGCCUCUCUGGAGGCACUUCGCGCUCAUGUGGCCAGUCCCCCGGCUCCUCCGCCGCCAUAUCAACCGCAGAUGGUGACUCAGACCACCGUGCCGCCGCCACCGCAGCACGCACCGAACCUCGUGCACUUGACGCCGGCGGGUGGUGGUGGAUGGCAAGGCCCAGGGCCGACGGCCACACUGAUGGUGGGGAAUCCCCAACACCUACUGAGGGCUCUUGCUGGGCAAGGUCAACUGAGAGCCUGGACUCACAGCCGUGAGUUCCUUUUGGACUGUCCUCUGCCUUUGCACUGCCUUUGGAACACGUCCCUGACGUUGCUCCUCGACUCCGUGCUCACGGAGGAACCCUUCGAGUUCGAGCCGUACCACGAGGCGAUUCGAGGUCCCGAGCUGGACUUGUACAGAUGGGGGAACAGCUUCUUCCGGCCGAUGAUCAAGUGGCGCCACGCUCAUGUCGAGGGCCGGGACCAUCUUGAGUCCAUUCGUCAAACCAUUGCGAAAGGGGACAAUGUUGUGAUGCUUGCAAACCACCAGACCGAGGCAGACCCGCAGGUGCUAUCUCUACUACUGGAGCGAGAAGGUUGCGAAGAAGUGGCAGAAAAGUGCAUCUUUGUCGCUGGGCACAAGGUGACAACCGAUCGACUGGCGAUCCCCUUCAGCAAGGGCCGGUAUUUGCUGUCAAUCUACUCGAAGAAGUAUCUGGACGAGGGAACAGAGGAGGAGCGCGAAGCCAAGGCCGAGCGCAACAAGAAGACAGUUUCGGAGAUGCAGCGCUUGAUGAAGGAGGGAGGCCACAUCUUCUGGGUGGCACCGUCAGGUGGCCGCGACCGCAGGCGACCGGAGACGGAUCGAUUCGGCCCCGCGAAGUUCGACCAGGCAUCUGUGGGUCUGUUCCUGCUCCUGGCUCAGAAGGCCGGUCGUGGUGGAGGUCCCAAAACCCAUUUCUUCCCUUUGGCAAUGUGGACCCACAGGCUAGUGCCUCCGCCGGAAGAUGCCAAAGCUGGAGUUGGAGAGGCACGGAGUGCAGCGAGGGCUCCGGUGGGACUGGCGUUUGGAGAGGCAAUGGAUGCAGAACAGCUUGGCGGCCGCAAAAAGUUUCCCCCAGCCGUGGAGAAGCGUGUCAACGAGCUGUAUGACUCUCUGGAUUCUCGGAUGCCAUGA
Messenger RNA from Symbiodinium sp. CCMP2592, 6012 nucleotides. The record is from the annotation of a GenBank genome assembly. NCBI's taxonomy places the organism in Eukaryota, Dinophyceae, Suessiales, Symbiodiniaceae.